Eublepharis macularius is the source of this 5512-nucleotide messenger RNA. It is a transcript of the gene ADCY4, whose product is annotated as adenylate cyclase 4. The transcript is spliced from 26 exons. Gene Ontology annotation, biological process: cAMP biosynthetic process; adenylate cyclase-inhibiting G protein-coupled receptor signaling pathway; intracellular signal transduction. Gene Ontology annotation, cellular component: plasma membrane. NCBI's taxonomy places the organism in Eukaryota, Metazoa, Chordata, Lepidosauria, Squamata, Eublepharidae. Bases 374 to 3625 code for a protein of 1083 amino acids. The record is from RefSeq and is a predicted model, not a curated record. Gene Ontology annotation, molecular function: adenylate cyclase activity.
AGAACCGCAGCGUCAGAGAAGCAGCAGGAGAAGCCAGGCGGGCUGCCUGGAUUACAGAGUUGGCAGGUUCUUCUAAAUGAAUGUUCUGUUCUGGUGCCAACUUCCAAUAACUUUGAUGGCUUUUCCUCACAUUGCUGCUCCUUAUUGAGAACUGUUGUUAGGCCAUCUGCUCAUAUGCUGGAUUUUCUUCUGGUCUGGAGUAACAGAAAUAUAAAUUUCAGCUAUGGAACUUCUUGGCCUUGAUUGGAUACUGUUUUCGUCAAGGGACAUCGAUCAUAACUGCAGCCACAGGUGCUGAUUCACCGAAUUUCUCUCCUGCGGAUGAGGAGCAAUAUCUCCCCCAAGGUGGGAAUACUUGGGAACAGGCGAAGACAUGCCCUGCCCACGUCGCUCCCAGGCUACCAGCGAUACCCCACGAGAAGACCUCUUCUACCAAACCUACUACAGCUUGAGUCAACAAUACCCCCUGAUUCUUCUAUUGCUUGUCAUCGUCUUGGGCAUCUGCAUAGCUUUAAUUGCUACAUCUUUUGCCAGUGGCAGGGAAUUCUCCUCCAACUUGGGCUUCUUAAUCACGUUAUUUGCUGCUCUGGCUGUUUUUGGCCUCAUCCUGGUCUUCGUGUGCAUUGAGAGUAUCUUUCAGCGAUGCACUCGUGUCUUCUCAGCCAUCAUCUGGACCUGCCUCAUUACCAUGGGCUACGUCUUUGUCUUCACUGGAGGAGUGGUUAGGGCCUGGGACCAGGUCUCCUUCUUCCUCUUCAUCAUCUUCACUGUCUACACCAUGUUGCCCAUCCGAAUGCAAGACGCAGUGGGUGCUGGCUUGGCCUCCUCCCUCUCCCAUGUCAUAGUCCUGGGUGUCUACCUCUCCACUGGGCGUGGCUCUCAGGCAGAGCUGGCCUUGCAGCUCCUGGCCAACCUCGUCAUCUUUGUCUGUGGGAACUUGGUAGGGGCCUACCACAAGCACCUGAUGGAAGUGGCCCUGCAAGAGACGUUUCACGAGACCUUCAACCUUAUCCAGUCUCGUGUCAAGCUGGAGUCAGAAAAGAAGCAUCAGGAACACCUCCUGCUCUCCAUCCUUCCUGCCUACAUUGCCUUGGAGAUGAAGGCAGAAAUCAUAGAGAGACUUCGGGAUGGCGGCCAAGCCCAGAGGAGGCAGGAGAGCACCAACAACUUCCACAAUCUCUAUGUGAAGCGGCACAAGAACGUCAGCAUCCUGUAUGCUGAUAUUGUUGGAUUCACGCUUUUGGCCAGUGAGUGCUCCCCCAAAGAACUUGUUCUGAUGCUCAACGAACUCUUUGGAAAAUUUGAUCAAAUUGCCAAGGACAACGAGUGCAUGCGGAUCAAGAUCUUGGGUGACUGCUACUACUGUGUCUCUGGUCUGCCUGUCUCGCUGCCCAAUCAUGCCCGUAACUGUGUCAAGAUGGGGCUUGAUAUGUGCCAAGCCAUCAAGAAGCUGCGUGAUGCCACUGGCGUGGACAUCAACAUGAGAGUUGGGGUCCACUCAGGAAACGUUCUUUGUGGGGUGAUUGGACUCCAGAAGUGGCAGUAUGAUGUCUGGUCAGAUGAUGUGACAUUAGCCAAUCACAUGGAAGCAGGAGGCGUGCCAGGCCGUGUCCAUAUCACAGAGGCCACCUUGUCGCACCUGGAUGGUGUCUAUGCAGUCGAGGAAAUUUGUUGCUGGCCCCGUGACCCGUACCUGAGGGAGAACAAAAUCAGAACCUUUUUGGUCAUUGACCCAAGGGCAGAAGAAGAAAGCACCCACGACACUCUCUCACCUGUGUCCAGUGAGAGCUACAAAAUGAGGGCCUCCGUCCGGAUGACUCGCUACCUGGAGUCCUGGGGGGCAGCCAAACCCUUUGCCAACCUCAAACACCUGGACAACCCCCCAGAUUCAGCAGGAUCUGUCAGGAACAACCACUCGGAGCUCUCUCUGGGGUCUUUGAACCAACAGAAGACCUUGGAAAGGGGUCGUGUCCCUAAAAGCCCAGAUGAAGAUUUGGAAGGCGUGGAUGAGAAGUUCUUCCAACUGAUUGAACAACUUAAUUCACAAAAACAGUGGAAGAAAUCUGAAGAUUUGAACCGCAUCACGUUGUACUUCAAGGAGCGAUCCCUCGAGAAGGAGUACCGACUCUCGGCACUUCCGUCUUUCAACUACUACACGGCUUGCACCUUCCUGGUUUUUGUUUCCAACUUCCUCAUCCAGAUCCUCGUGGCCUACAAGACAGUUGCGUUGGGGGUCUCCUAUGGAAUUUCGUUCUUCCUCUUCAUCCUCCUCCUCCUCACCUGCUUUGCUGGCCACCUGGCAAAGUGCUUCCUGAAGGGUCCAAAGGCCCUCUACUGGGUGCCGUCCAUCUCCGCUGCAGUUUGCACCCAGCCGUGGCUCCGUGUCUCCCUGGGCAUCGUCACGAUCCUUGUUGUCCUCACCAUGGCGGUGCUGAAUUUGUUCUUCAUGCCAGAUCCCUGGUGCUCCUCGCAACGGCAAAAUUCCACCACAGUGGUCAUGUAUGUCAAACAAGAGUUUAUUCAGAUGAACUCUCUCUUCAGCGUGCCAUAUUACAUCUACUGCUGCAUCUUGGGAUUCCUCUCGUGUUCUCUCUUCCUGCACAUGAACUUUGAGCUCAAGCUCACGAUGUUGACCCUCUGCCUCGUGGUAUACAACGUGCUGUUCCUUCACACCCAUUCGUGGCUCUCCGACUGCUAUGUCUCACGUCUGUACCCCAACCAAACAGCCCUGAGGCCUGGAGUGCUGAAAGAGCCCAAGACGAUGGGAGCCAUCUCCUUCUUUGUCUUCUUCUUCACGCUUUUGGCUCUAGCCAGGCAGAAUGAGUAUUACUGCCGCCUGGAUUUCCUCUGGAAAAAAAAGUUCAAGAAAGAGCGCGAGGAGAUUGAAACAAUGGAGAACCUCAACCGUGUCUUGCUGGAGAAUGUGCUUCCAGCCCAUGUAGCUCAGGAAUUUGUUGGCCAGAACCGGCGCAAUGAGGAUCUGUACCAUCAGUCUUGUGAAUGUGUCUGCGUUCUGUUUGCCUCCAUCCCCGACUUCAAAGAGUUUUAUUCUGAAUCCAACGUCAACCGAGAAGGCCUGGAGUGCCUGCGGCUGCUCAAUGAAAUCAUCGCUGACUUUGAUGAGCUGCUCUUGAAGCCCAAAUUUAGUGGCGUGGAGAAGAUCAAAACCAUUGGCAGCACUUACAUGGCGGCCACUGGCUUAAAUGUGGCGGCUGGUCAGGACAGCCAACAGGAUGUGGAAAGGAGCUACGCCCACUUGGGAACCAUGGUGGAGUUUGCCAUGGCUUUGGCAGCCAAACUUGACAUUAUCAACAAGCACUCUUUCAAUAGUUUUAAGCUGCGUGUGGGUAUCAACCAUGGGCCGGUUGUGGCUGGAGUGAUUGGGGCUCAGAAACCCCAAUAUGAUAUAUGGGGGAACACGGUGAAUGUGGCCAGCCGGAUGGAAAGCACCGGGGUGCUGGGAAAGAUACAGGUUACAGAAGAAACUGCCAAGGCCUUGGAAACUCUGGGUUAUACUUGUUCCCUUCGUGGGAUUAUAAAAGUGAAGGGCAAAGGUCAAUUGCGAACAUACUAUGUCUGUACGGAAUUGUCCCGGUCUGGCCCGCAAGCUCCUCUGCUGAGCUGAGCCCUGGGAAUGAAACCAUGACAAACAACUGUCUUGUGGGAACUGGUGCAGUCCUUUCCUCCUGCCACUUGGGGCAGCAAGGAGGCUCGAUAUUGACAGACCUCUCUAGCGCUUGAUUCCAUGCAAAUCUUUGUGCUCCAAACCUGAUUUGUGAGCUGCCAAAAGGACUCUACCUGCAAGUAUGGACUGAAUACAGAAAGUGGCCUUAAAAGGACUUGGGGAAGAGAGUUCUUAGUGGGCUUGCCCCACCUGAAAAACUGUGUGAGCUAGAAGAAACAGCUUAAAGUUAAUUUGCCCGUUCUGAGAGAUGCCCUCCAUCUGCUCCCGCUACAAGUAGUAGCCGAUGUCCUUGCUGGUUUUCUGGAUGGAUCUUACUUCUGCAACACCUACCCGAGGGACUUCAGAGGCGCUAAGUAGGACUUUGUUCUGGUCUAGAAGAAGCUUCUCACUCAAGCUUUUCAGAACCCUUGCUUGGGCAUCAGUUGAUCCUACCCAGAAGGACACCUGUGACCCAUUUACUAAAAAGUGCUUGUCUAAGGAGCCCUACUUGAUCACCUUUGUUGCUUCUUCAACGAGGCCACUUUUCUCUGCCACUGAGCCCUGAACAUCAUCUCCAGAAGCUUUAUAAUGAUGCCUAAACUUCACCCAUUCUCAAAUAUCAGCCAACUGUAUCAUGGUUUCUUGGAACUUUGACAGACUCUUCAACUCUAGAGAAAGAGUUGGGUAGAGAUGCGCGUUGUUUGGGAGAUGGUACCUGCAGCCAGUCUCUGAACAUUCAUGCCUGAUACUGAACAAGAAAGGGGAUCAUUUGGGGGGACUGUUGUGAGUCUUAAAAUGAUGUUGUCCCAGUGAAGUGUAAGCUUUUAUCACUGGUGAGUUCAGUAGUGUAUGUGCAACAUCCAUUUGGUUUGGGUCUGGUAUUAGCUUGCCUUAGAGUGCAAACACAGAACGGUUGCUUUCUGAGCCUUUUCAAUCUAGGCCAGCUCCUCCUCAAUUCUCCCCUCCUUAUUUUGCUUAUGGUUUGAGGUUUGGCAGUCCCAUCAAACGGCAUCCUGGAAGCACAACUGAUGUGGUCGAGGUGACUCAGCAGUGCUGUGGUGAGCCAAGAUGCCAAUCUGUUGUGCUUUCAAGAUGUAGAUUUGAAUUCUUAUCUGGGUCAUUUAUGAAUUGGGAGACAAGACCAAGCUCAGUGGAAGAUCACUGUAGAGUAAGGUCUCGGAUCGCCCCCUGAGAAUAUUCUUUGAAAUGAGCACAGGAAGCAAAGCUGGAGAGAUCUUCUCCUGCCACCCUGGAGAUCCAUUGUGAGGUCAGGGAUGCAUAAGUCAAUCCCCUGAAUCUUAAUUACUGAGAACAAACUUUGCAUUGGAUUCAACCCACAUUUUUGCUUGUCAAAAAAAGAAGGAGGGGAUCCUUUUGACAACCUGAAGAGGCCACACUGCAAAUGUGGGGACCUGCAUGGAGAAAAGUCACGUCAGAUGAGGGUGUAGUCAAGAGAAUAAUUGGGCAAAACUGAAUUUUAAAAGGGUCAAUAGGUCUAACCUUUUGGCUGUACCAUGGGCUUUGUGUAGUCUGCUUGAAAUAAUGUUGGAUGUACCACAUUUUUGAGUUCAUAAAUUGCUCUAGGUUUGCUGGAAGCAAUGCAUAAAAACCCGGGCUAUGCACUUCCAGAAUUUCAUCUGGCAGCACAAGAGGAGAGUACAACUCCAGAGCCAUCCCUGAGGACCCACUGUGAGAUUAGAAGGGACCCUCUGAUGCAGUAUCCAAGGUGCCCGCCAACCCGUGGACCACACAAAGCAGAGCUGCCCCCUUCCUGCUUCCAAGGUGAAGGUGAAAGAUGUUUCCCCAUAGUUCGAAAAUCUAAUGUAUUUAAAUUCUUGCUGGAAUAAA